Molecule: messenger RNA, 351 nt
Organism: Hypoxylon trugodes
Lineage: Eukaryota; Fungi; Ascomycota; Sordariomycetes; Xylariales; Hypoxylaceae
Product: ribosomal protein L34Ae
Exons: 3
Coding region: 1-351 (116 amino acids)
Biological process (GO): translation
Cellular component (GO): ribosome
Molecular function (GO): structural constituent of ribosome
Source: RefSeq, a predicted model, not a curated record
AUGGCCAACAACCGAGUUACCUACCGUCGCCGCAACCCCUACAACACCACUUCCAACAAGACCCGCGUCAUCAAGACGCCCGGUGGUGAACUACGAGCCCUUCACAUCAAGAAGCGAGGAACUGCCCCGAAAUGUGGUGACUGCGGAAUCAAGCUCCCUGGCGUUCCUGCCCUCCGACCCCGCGAAUAUGCUCAGAUCUCCCACCCCAAGAAGACCGUCCAACGAGCGUACGGUGGUUCAAGAUGCGGCAACUGCGUACGGGACAGAAUCGUGCGAGCUUUCUUAAUCGAGGAGCAGAAGAUCGUCAAGAAGGUUCUGAAGGAGCAGAACGAGGGUUCUAAGAAGAAAUAA